Neodiprion fabricii is the source of this 8077-nucleotide messenger RNA. RefSeq names its product protein phosphatase PP2A 55 kDa regulatory subunit (gene tws). Gene Ontology annotation, cellular component: cytosol; protein phosphatase type 2A complex. The record is from RefSeq and is a predicted model, not a curated record. NCBI's taxonomy places the organism in Eukaryota, Metazoa, Arthropoda, Insecta, Hymenoptera, Diprionidae. The coding region runs from base 648 to 2057 and encodes 469 amino acids. Gene Ontology annotation, molecular function: protein phosphatase regulator activity; protein binding. The transcript has 11 exons. Gene Ontology annotation, biological process: peptidyl-serine dephosphorylation.
AGUCAGUAGUAAACAGUUACGGUAAGACGGCGGUUCGUCGAUCUCUGGCGGUUUUCCGAUUCGUGUCAGUAACGCGAUAUACCUGUGUACAAUACCCAUAUCCACGUAUGUAUAAUAUUCGUAAAUCUAGCAACGUGCUCCGAAUGCGAGUGAAACAGUGCCGCUAAUUGUGGACGACUGCGUAUUUUUUAGUUCUGCUUCCGCCGCUGUGUUUCUGUGCAACGAGGGAUUCACCCCGAGGCAUAUACUAUAAAGAUUUUCCAGCUUGAAGAGCAGCCAGGCUUCGAGCUUGAAGGAAUUACCGUUCCUCGUAGGAAUUACCGGCUCUACCGCGGCCACCCUGAGGAUCACACAGCCGUUUCGAAAGGGUUACGUACAAAAUAUGACGCCUGGAUAAUACACAGAGACUGCAAGGCACGAUAUAAGCGGAGAAUAGUGCCGACCGGAAAGGGGAAAAUUCCUCCCACGGAGGGACGGAGAGAUCCGAUUGUUUCAAGACGCGUCACGCGGGCGUUGUCGGCCUUUGGGGGGCCCCGCCGCAGCGGCCCCCCAGCACAGGGCCGAAUACGAAUUGUCGGAGCGGAGCCUUGAUCGGUAGAUCGAAGACCGCACCGGUAACAGCGAUACCGCCUCCGUCUAAACACAACAUGAAGAACCCUUCGGGAAUUAUGAGACAGUCGAGCCUCACGAAGCUUGGCUCGAUGAUUAACACGGCUGUGAAUAAAAGGAGUGGCAACGGUGAUAUACAGUGGUGCUUCUCGCAAGUCAAGGGAACUCUCGAAGACGACGUUACGGAAGCUGACAUAAUCUCAUGUGUCGAGUUUAAUCACGAUGGGGACCUUCUUGCGACCGGUGACAAAGGAGGACGAGUCGUCAUUUUUCAGAGGGAUCCGAUUAGUAAAAACAGUAUACCUCGAAGAGGCGAGUACAACGUAUACAGUACCUUCCAAAGUCACGAACCUGAGUUCGAUUACUUAAAAUCAUUAGAGAUAGAAGAAAAAAUAAAUAAAAUCAGAUGGUUAAAGAGGAAGAAUCCUGCACACUUUCUACUAUCAACAAACGACAAAACAAUCAAAUUAUGGAAGGUCAGCGAGAGAGACAAGAGGGUCGAAGGGUAUAAUACUAAGGAGGAAAAUGGGGCUAUUAAGGAUCCAGCUUGUAUUACUGCUCUCAGGGUACCUACCAUAAAACCAAUGGAGCUAAUGGUCGAAGCAUCACCUAGACGGAUAUUUGCUAAUGCGCACACCUACCAUAUAAACAGUAUCAGUGUUAAUAGUGACCAGGAGACAUAUCUCAGCGCCGAUGAUCUUAGAAUAAAUCUCUGGCAUCUUGAAAUCACCGAUCAGAGCUUCAACAUCGUAGAUAUUAAACCGACCAACAUGGAAGAGCUGACAGAAGUUAUAACUGCCGCUGAAUUUCAUCCGGCCGAGUGCAACCUCUUAGUUUACAGCAGUAGCAAAGGUACCAUUAGGCUAUGCGACAUGAGAGCAGCUGCGCUAUGCGAUCGGCACAGCAAACUUUUUGAAGAGCCUGAGGAUCCAACAAACAGGAGUUUUUUCUCUGAGAUAAUAUCCAGCAUCAGUGACGUCAAGCUUAGCAAUUCUGGUAGAUAUAUGAUCUCCAGGGACUACCUUAGUGUCAAGGUCUGGGACCUGCACAUGGAAACGAAGCCAAUAGAGUGUUAUUAUGUCCACGACUAUCUCCGGUCUAAGCUGUGUUCGUUGUACGAGAAUGACUGCAUAUUUGACAAAUUUGAGUGUUGUUGGAGCGGCAACGACUCAGCCAUCAUGACGGGCUCCUACAAUAAUUUUUUCAGAGUAUUUGACCGCUCUACGAAGCGAGACCUAACAUUGGAAGCAGCACGAGAUAUAGCCAAGCCUAAGACACUGCUCAAGCCACGCAAGGUAUGCACCGGUGGUAAACGUAAGAAGGAUGAGAUUAGUGUAGAUUGUCUGGACUUUAAUAAAAAGAUUCUUCAUACGGCGUGGCAUCCGUCUGAAAAUGUUGUCGCAGUAGCAGCCACCAACAAUCUCUUUCUAUUUCAAGACAAGCUUUAGCACAUCUGCAUGCAGAUAAUACAGCGCUACAUACUGACGUGAGAAAGUGUCACGCGGAGUCGAAUUUUGUGGCACGGAGGAGCAGUGUGUGCGUGCGCCCGACGCGUGCCUCUCUUGGCGUGCAAAACGCGGUGUUGUGUGCUUUGUGUUUAAUAGCACGAAUUUGCGCGGACAAAAGUUGAAUCGCCUUGCCGAUGGUUGACCGAGACUGAAAUAUCGGAUGUAAAUAGCCAGCAUCUAUCCAUCCAUCCAUCCAUCCCUGCCUCUCGUAGCGGCUCGCACUUAUCAUAUUCGCAGUAAACGACGUAAUACUGCGCGCUCAGUUCCCUGCAGGUCAGCCAAGUCUGCCAGCUCAAAUUACAAAUUUUACACGAAGGAAUAAAAUUUAGAGAAAAAAAAACGUGAACUUUUUCACAUACCCCAUAUAAUUCAUCUGUCAACCAACUGUCUCUCUGUAUUCGACGUACAGCUGCACAUUAUUAUUAUUAUUAUUAUUAUUAUUAUUAUCACUAUCAUUAUUAUUAUUAAUAUUGUUGUUUUUAUUUUUUUAUUAAUUUCGAUUCUUUCAUCGUCGGAAUAACCCAGGAAAUGAUUACGAGGUACGAAUCUGCAGUAUUGCUUUGUCUAGUUUACUUUACACACAACACACACAUCCACAAAAUAAAAGCGUAAAAGAAUCAAUCAACACAAAUGCAAACAAUCAACUUGAGGUUUAAAUAGAUUGAUUUAUAUAGGGUACAAAAACAUUAUGUAUAAUUUGUUAAUGCGUCGUAAUAGAAAUACUAUUAUAUGUAUAGUCUAAUUUUUCGUAUUGUAAAGCAUAAUUUACUAGCGUGAGAUGGCGAAAUAAUACGGUUAUCCAGUUUUUCCCCGUUACAUCGUUCGUACCUAUAAAUAUUGACAUAUAACGAGGAUAACAUUUUAUUUCAACUACUACUGCAUCAAGUCAAUCAAAUUCGAUUCAUUUCAUCUUUUUUUUUUUUUUUUAUACGUACGUAAAUCAACCCGGAACAUGUCGUGAAUUCAUACCGUGUACACUGAACAUUUUCCUUGUAUAUAUGGUUGUAAUUGGUUAACCAUUCGACAUCAGUCAACUUGCGCGUCAUCUCGCAAAUGUCGGUUAUAUAUAUAUAUGUACAUGUAUAUGUGUGUAUGUAUAUAUAUGUAUAUAUAUAUAAUUAUAUGUGUUGUCUUUUUUUCGGACAAGAAGGAACAAGAAACUGAUUGGACACUCGAGAUAAUAUGACCAAGCGAAAUUGAAAGAAAUCCAUAAAUAUUGAGAAACGCUUUACGUUUGCAGAUAUUUUUUGUUAGGAUGAUUUUUCGGGAGAGGGAAAAAUCUGAAAAAAGACAAAGUAGAACAGUAAGUGAUCUUGAAACGAUGUUGAGUUUCAAACUAUGGAUGGAUUUCACAGUGAAUGAUUCGUUAUUAAAAGAAAGAAAAAAAAAAGAAAAUCCAUUUCGUCUAUAAAUACACCGCAUAGAUAUUUUACCCCAAACGCGAUUGUGAGAAUGAAAACCAGACAAAACUAAUCCUGCAUCAUUCCGGAUCGGUAACUAGUUAUUACAUAUAUUGCGAAAGUAAACGGGUUAAUUCUCGAAUUCGUAAUAUAAUAUGUGUACCAAUAUUGAAGGCAAAUGAGAUGAAAAAUUGAGAUGACUAGAAAGAAACAAACGAAACGCACUUUCAAAUGAAAAAUAAUAAAUUAAUGAAUAAAUAAUACGUAAAGACACUAGAAUUUAUGCAUUUGACUUGUGUAAGCUGGACUUGCAAAUGAUGAAAAGAGCAUUGUGUAUGAUAGAAUGGUUCCUAGUUGUUGUUCAUAAUGUCCUGUGUUUCAUUGCGUUAUCAGUGGGGCACCAGUUUAAACAAUGUUAGUACCUGUGGAUGGGAAUAAGAAAGACAGAAUUGAGAAAAGUAAACCGGAAAGAACGAUAGUUAGUAAUAUUCUUCACUUAAAUUCUCCAAACGAGUUUUGGCAACUUAGAAGGAAACAAAAUGCUGAACCUCAAAUUUCGGCUGUCAAAAAUUUCUGGAAUACGAAACUUUUUCUUUGAUCAAUCACCCUCUUAGCGGUUUAUUAGUUUUUUACAAAAAUUUUGUUAGUUUCCACAAUUGUGAUUCAUAUUCAAGUACAUACUUUCAAACGAAUUAACACCAAUGCAAUUUUUUCAUCAAAAUUGGCGAAUGGGAAAUGAUCGGCAGCUUGAGUUUAAAAAAAAAAAGUGCAGAUAAUGCGAAUCACGUCCUAAAUUUUAUCGAACAAGUCGAUUUCAUCAAACUAUUAAAUACAGUACGAGGAUUUGAAAUGGUACUGUGAUGUACCUGUACGUUAAAAUGCGUUUGAAAUUAACUAUGUGUUUCAAUUGUAUAACAUCAAAAUUAAUGUCUCAAACUGAGAAAAGAAGACAUAAUUUGAAUUAGCAUACCAAUUGAAAUUUAUUCGACGUGUUUUUUUUUUUUGAAUAAUUUUCACUUGUAGAUUAUUUACAAGAUGUUCCCAAUUUCACCAUUAAUAACUUUUUUCAAUUAUACAGUGGUUGAUAUGCGAUCUUUUCUUUUUUCUUAUUUUUUUUUUUAAUUGAAUUAAAUAAACCGUUCAUUUUAGACCAACCAAUGUGACUGGCAUUCUUGAAACCUUUGCUCCAUUAAUUCACAUUCAUUUAAGUAUUCCAGUAAUUUCGCAUAGCUUUACAUUAUUGUAAUCACUUGUUGUUAAGAUGUAUUCGUUGCUUUGGAAAUCCUUGUUUGGACUUAAAUUUUUUAGAUUGCUCUACCGCUGCCAGCUUUUCAGCAGAUCUAUUUGUCUGUCUGUUAUUUGUUGUAAAGCGUUUGAAUGAAUUUUUUGUUUCAACACAAACGCAUACAUCCUCGUGGUUAAUGAAAUUAGCUCGAUAUGGACUAACAAUAAUCAGGUGUACCCAGUGAUAUUUAGCGACGAAAGUGGAAGGAAACAAAAUCCUUAAAUGGUGAAGAACGUAGAUUACAAUGAAAAGGCAGUCGUGUACUAAAAUAUAAGUAAUCGAAUAUUGUAGGGAAGAAAAAAAGAAAUGAAAAAAAAAAAAAAUAGAAAAAAAAUGAAGCAACUGGUAAAAAAUCGGUAAUUACUUUCUAACAAUAAUCAUUGAUUAAGAUGUCCAAGACAAGAUCGCAAGACUCUCACCUACUUCGCGUAAUUGUUAGAAGGUGGAGUGCGGCGAUAUUUUUGUAUCAGGUAUUAUUAUUAUAUUUUGCUUUUCUUUUUUUCUCUUAUUAAUUUUGUUAACUGCUGUUCAGCAGGCCUAGUUACAGUAAUAAUGAUCUGACUGGUCGUCUGUAGCCAAAAUAUGUAAGUAACUGAUUAACUAAUUAAUUAAUUCAUUAGGUAUGUAGAUUAAAUAAAUUGGGCUAACGUGAAAGAAGGAAAAACUUUUAUUCGCAGUGUAGGUCAGAAUUGUGAAAAAUUAUUUUUUUUUUAUAGAAAAUCAAUUCUGAACAUAUUUACGUUUGCAGUAAAGGAUUAAAAAAAAUUUUUUAAAAACUAAACCAAGUAAAAAAGUAACGCUGAUGAUAGAUAUUGAAUUUAAUUGACUGUAAGAAUUUUUUCCAUUGCAACAAUUUAAUUUUCAGUGUAAAUAUAGUAUGGAACGAAUGAGGUACAAAAUUGAUACUAUUCCUUUUUCCCUCAGUCGCAGUUUUAUGAAGCAAUGAAAGUAAUGUGAUGAACUUCAUCCAUGUCGACUGUGUUUGAAAUUAAAGUCUUGCUUCUGCACCUUGUGUCUGUUUUAACAUUUUACACACACACACACACACACGCUCAUGUAUAUGAACUGACUAUCAAGGUGGUGGGGAAAAAAAAAUUCUGUAACCUCAUGCCAGGUUGGUCUUCAAAAUAUUGAUUGGCACAUUUUUUCCGGGCCCCACCCCCAAAUCAGUUUCGAAUAAAUAAAUAAAUAACACAUGUAUACACAAGAGUUUAUAAGGAUUGAUUGAGAGAAAAUAUAGUGUUGAAAAUGCAGCUAAAUGAGACUCAAGUAGAACGAUUAUCGUUUUGCCUUAUGAUAAUUUACGUAAUAAAAGAAACAUUGAAUAAAUGGUCGCAAAAGUAAUGCAAAUAAAUUAUUGGUAACUACUACUACCAAUAGUUGCAAUAUUGGUCAAUAUUUUUAGCAAAAUAAUUGUGUACUUUAUUAAUCAAAUCAAAAUCCAAAAAUGUGUAAGAAAAUUAAUAAAUAUGGGAACGAUGACAGUUUCAUGAAACAAAUAUCGAUUGUAAGUCACAAUAAUGCUCUGUAGUUAGCUUCACAAGGACUUCAAUACAAAGGCGAAAAUAAAAACACAUGGAAAAAGUCGCAGCAGUCAACCCAUGUAUGAAUGAAAAUGAAACGAUAACGAUGAUGAAUUAUAAUUUUGCGUGAAAUUGAAAAUUAAUACAACACCGACGCAUGGGUACAAAAAGGAAAUAAUCAUAAAGAAUAAGUAAAUAAAGAAUUGGACAAACAGAUACCCCAAAUCAGCUGUUGGAAUCAUUUGGAAGAUGUCAGUCAUGUUAAUGUAAUCUAAGGUGUUACAAAGAAAAAACAAUAAAUCUUCGUAAAAAUAAUGAAAAUAACUUUUUUUAUACAUCUACGUUUUAUUUCACUCUUAUUAUUGUUUCUUUGUUGAACUUUUCAGUUCUCAUAUGCUUUGCGACAAAUUUCAUUCGGGGGUAAUGUGUUGUCAUAUUUUAAUUAUACGUGAAUAAUGAUAUAUAGGGAGACUAAAGAUGAAUAAUAUUAAUAAUAAUAAUAAUAGUAACAACAACAACAACAAUUGAUACCCUUCCUGCCAUCGGCAAGGCAGUCGUCGGCAGUCGUUUAUUGAAACAUAAUACUGUGUACAUGCUGCUUAGAAAUACUUGACGAUCUUUUCACAAAGAUUAGUGUUAUUUUUUGGUGCACGUAUACACAUGUGUACGUGCAUUCUCGUAUCAUCUUUUACUUUAGUUGAUCAAAAUGAUUAACACUGCGACAAGAAAACUCUGAACACCGACUUCUUACGACGCCGAUACAAGUUUACAUAUGCGCGCAUAUAUUGUGUAAAACGUGGAUUUGUAUAGGUGAUUGAUAAAAGUAGAAAAUUGAUGAAAGGCGCAUAUCGCGAAAAUGACAAAUAAACUUGUGCCAUACAAACAAUAUGUCUAACGAGUGAUAUAUUCUUAUCAUAAAGUUUCCAUCAUUUGUGUAAAAUACUCCAGAUUACCACACGUGAUGAUAAACUCCGAAUGCAAAGAAAAUUAAGUGAAAAAUUGUAAGUCGAUCGUUUUUGUUAUCUGCGGUUUUGGUUUGCGUUAUCCAUUCUCAAGUAAAUUGUACAAUAAUUUGGAUUUCAAAAGCUUAAUUUAUCAGUAUUAGAUUAUUUCAAAUGGCAAGGUGGCUUAAAAAGUGUAUUUUUGGAGAAAAAUAAUUAAAUAAAUAGAAUAACGUAACAAUAAAGAUAAAAAGAAAUUGUAAUAAUAAUAAAUUAAAUUCAAUUAAUCUUCUAAAUUAUGUAAGUAGUAUAGGCUUGGAAAUAAGGUUCGACGAUGGGAAAUUUCAAGGAAAUACUAUUACACAUGGCUAUCACACAAUUACAUAUUAUCAUAAUAUUCAUACAUAAUUUUAGCAUUAUUAUUAUUAUUGUCGACUAUAGUCAAAUAGUUGAAUAACAUUAUACUAGGUGCUCCAAAUAUUUUGUUACAUGUAUCGAUGAAAAAGAAAGAUGAAAAAUGUUGCUGCCACAGUUUACUCGAUAAAACAUUUAAGGUAGAUGAAAGUAAAUGAAACUGUAUAAUUAAAAUUUGAAAAAUAAUAUAGAGCUCCAGGUAGCGAGAUUUUUGGGACACCCUGUACAAUGAUUAUAACAUAUACAUGUAUGCAUAAUUGCAGAUUAAAUAUUAGGCAUACGCAGUUAAUGAAUGCAGUGUCAAAAUUGAAGAUAAUUAUAAGAAAUCUUUCUACAGAGACAUGGAAUUUAGCAAAAGGUAAAAGAAAACAAUCCAAAAAAAAAAAAAUCGCUAAAA